This is a messenger RNA of Octopus bimaculoides (California two-spot octopus), 3177 nucleotides long. RefSeq lists its product as uncharacterized. The record is from RefSeq and is a predicted model, not a curated record. Gene Ontology annotation, cellular component: nucleus. Gene Ontology annotation, biological process: regulation of gene expression. NCBI's taxonomy places the organism in Eukaryota, Metazoa, Mollusca, Cephalopoda, Octopoda, Octopodidae.
GUUUGAACAAAAUUUAUCUCUUUUCAGAUGAUGAUGGAAUGCCAGUUCCAUCAUCUUAAUUGGCAUUCCAUUAUAUGAUGAUGAAAUGCCAAUUAGAAAAAAAAAAAAAAAUGAGUGUUUUGUGGGAAUUAGCUCAGAUGGUAGAGCACUCAGCAUGUAAGAAGUACCAGGAUCAAUGCUCGGAUUCUCUGUGUUUUUUUGAUAUUUGAUUUUUGGUAUUGUCAACGUGCAUGUAUGACAAAAUAUAAGUGAUUUGGGAAAAAAAACUGGGUAUACAAGGCAUUAGAUGUAUGCAAGAGAAGACUGCACUGGUAUGGUCAUGUAAUGCAUUAAGAGGUACCGAUCUCUAAUUGUAGAAGAAACAUGGAAGGAGUAGAUCCAAGAAGAUGUGGUGAGAAAGGAUCUACAAACAUUGGGACUCGCUCUGUAAAGUGUUAGGAAGGAUAUCCAAACAGAAACGAAACCAAAACAAACAUGGAGUCUGGGCAGCUCCUCAGUUAAAAUUAUUGAUAAAAAGUUAAGAUUAAAAUAGAUGUAAAAACGGGAAUUUGGCAACCUGAUAUUAUAGAAUUACGACGUUGAGGGUUCCAGUUGAUUCAAUCAACGGAACAGCCUGCUCGUGAAAUCAACGUGCAAGUGGCUGAGCACUCCGCAGACACGUGUACCCUUAACGUAGUUCUCGGGGAUAUUCAGCGUGACACAGUGUGACAAGGCUGACCCUUUGAAUUACAGGCACAACAGAAACAGGAAGAAAGAGUGAGAGAAAGUUGUGGUGGAAGAGUACAGCAGGGUUCGCCACCUCCCCCCGCCGGAGCCUCGUGGAACUUUCAGUGUUUUUCGCUCAAUAAACACUCACAACGCCCUGUCUGGGAAUCGAAACCGCGAGUCUGCUGCCCUAACCACUGGGCCAUUGCGCCUGCACUGUUUAAACACCAUCAAUUGAAAAAUGUUACGAACUUUUAUCGAAUAUAAUCUUCUAUUUAGCACAUUAACUUCGGCGGUACUUAUACUGAAAUUGGAAUAUAGUCCUCUGGUUCAAGACUGAACGGUGUAAUUUGAGGGAAAUUCAGCUGCUAUUUCUAGAAAGAUUAACAGCGCUGGUGAAAUCGUACUUUAAUCGGAAUGGCUACGAAACUGUGGUUAGCAAUAAGUCUCUGAUUUAUCUCCUCCCGUCAAGCAAUCAACCGCAACGAUUUCCACGUAAGAUGUCAUACAAUUAGUCGACAGGGUCAACGAUACAUUAAAAAGAAAAAGGUAGAAGUCCUUGAUGAGACUGGUAUCAAAAAAUUAUUUUGCAUCAGAAGCAUCAUCAAUAUCUAUAAUUUUUUGAAGACAAAGGUUGUUUUUUUGUCUUUACAAAAUGGCAAAAAACUCAGGAAAGACUUUGUAUCAGUGUGAUAUUUGUGAAAAGUCAUUGACUACGAAAGGUCAUCUUACUACUCAUGUACGUAUUCAUACAGGAGAGAAACCAUAUCACUGUGAUAUCUGUGGUAAAGCAUUCUCUCGAACUGGUGAGCUAACUAUUCACAAACGUGUCCAUACAGGAGAGAAACCAUAUGAAUGUGAUAUUUGUGGUCAAUCAUUCACUCGUAAAGAUAUUUUAACUACACACAGACGUAUUCACACAGGAGAGAAACCAUAUCAGUGUGAUAUGUGCAGUAAGUCAUUCGCUAAAAGUACUAACUUAACUGAUCACAAACGCAUUCAUACUGGAGAAAAACCAUACCAAUGUGAUUUCUGUGGUAAAUCAUUCAAUCAAAAUAACCAGUUAAUUAAGCACAAACGCAUUCAUACAGGAGAAAAGCCCUAUCACUGUGAUAUCUGUGACAAAUCAUUCUCUCGAAAUGCUGAAUUAAUUGCCCACAAACACAUUCAUACAGGUGAGAACCCAUAUCAGUGUGAUACCUGUGGUAAAUCAUACCCUCGAAAUUAUCAGUUAACUACCCACAAGCGCACUCACACUGGAGAAAGACCAUUUCAUUGUGAUAUUUGUGGUAAAGCAUUUAAUCAAAGUUACAUCUUAAAGGGACAUAAACGUAUUCAUACUGGAGAAAAACCCUAUCAUUGUGAUAUCUGUGGUAAAUCCUUUUCCAAAAGUCAUCUUACAACUCAUAUACGUAUUCAUACGGGACAGAAACCAUAUCACUGUGAUAUCUGUGGUAGACCAUUCUCUCGAACUGAUGAGCUAACUAUUCACAAACGUGUCCAUACAGGAGAGAAACCAUAUGAAUGUGAUAUCUGUGGUCAAUCUUUCACUCGUAGAGAUAUUUUAACUACACACAGACGUAUUCACACAGGAGAGAAACCAUAUCAGUGUGAUAUGUGCAGUAAAUCAUUCUCUAAAAGUACUAACUUAACUGAUCACAAACGCAUUCAUACUGGAGAAAAACCAUAUCAUUGUGAUUUUUGUGGUAGAUCAUUCAAUCAAAAUAACCAGUUAAUUAAACACAAACGUAUUCAUACAGGAGAAAAACCUUUUCACUGUGAUAUCUGUGACAAAUCAUUCUCUCGAAAUGAUGAGUUAACUAUUCACAAACAUGUUCAUACAGGAGAGAAACCAUAUUGGUGUGAUUUCUGUGGUAAAUCAUUCCCACGAAAUAGUGGCUUGACUGCUCAUAAACGCAUUCAUACUGGAGAAAAACGAUUUCAUUGUGAUAUCUGUGGUAAAGCAUUUAAUCAAAGUAAUGUGUUAAAGGGACACAAACGUAUUCAUACUGGCGAAAAACCAUAUCAGUGUAAUAUCUGUGGUAAAUCCUUCUCCCAAAGUACUGCUGUAACUGUCCAUAAACGUAUUCAUACUAAAGAAAAACCAUAUCAUUGUGAAAGCUGUGGUAAAUUCUUCUCCCACAGUAACCGUUUAAUUAAGCACAAAUGUAUUUGUACAGUAUAGAAACUAUGUCAUUCUCUCAACCUUUUGAUUGUAGUAAUCAAAUAUAUAUUCUUAAAUGCAACAAAAAAAACCCCACAUCACUGAUAUUUGUAGUAAUCGUGCUCACUAAAAAGUUUUCUAUAUGUUUGUAUUCAUAUCAGUGUGUGAUGCUAAAUAUAUACAAACCAUAAACUAGAGUAUUUCACCUCACUUUAAGGAGAUAAAUGGUAUUUUGGCAUGUAUAGUGUAUACAUUCAGAUGUUUUGUUUUAUAUUUAUUGUAUUUAUUCUAUCAAGAGACUAAUUCUA